Molecule: messenger RNA, 1167 nt
Organism: Drosophila innubila
Lineage: Eukaryota; Metazoa; Arthropoda; Insecta; Diptera; Drosophilidae
Gene: aurB
Product: aurora kinase B
Exons: 3
Coding region: 98-1093 (331 amino acids)
Biological process (GO): regulation of cytokinesis; mitotic spindle organization; protein phosphorylation
Cellular component (GO): spindle pole centrosome; chromosome passenger complex; spindle microtubule
Molecular function (GO): protein kinase activity; ATP binding
Source: RefSeq, a predicted model, not a curated record
AACGCGCAAAUCGUAGCAGUGACGCCAAGUAAUAAAUUGAAAUAAAUAUAAUAAUUUGGUUGAUAUCGACAGUAAAUAAGUUGAAAAUCAGUGUGCAAUGGCGCAUGUUCGCACGAAGCAUGCAACACGAAACCACUUGCCCAAUUUGAUGAUCAAUGUGCCCGAGGAGCACCAGGAGCCCAUCAAACAGAUGUGCCUGAAAAUGAUGUCCCACGAUGCCUAUGGAAGACCCUAUGAAUGGACUUCUCGCGACUUCGACAUGGGCGCUCCCCUGGGACGCGGUAAAUUCGGACGCGUUUAUUUGGCGCGCGAACGUCACUCGCAAUAUAUGGUUGCCAUGAAGGUGAUGUUUAAGGAGGAGCUGCGCAAGGGCAACGUGCAGCGUCAGGUGCUGCGUGAAAUUGAGAUACAGUCGCGCCUCAAGCAUCCCCAUAUACUGCGCCUGCUCACCUGGUUCCAUGAUGAAUCGCGCAUCUAUUUGGCACUGGAAAUCGCCUCUGAAGGGGAACUGUUCAAGCAUUUACGCACGGCCCCUAAUCAUCGAUUCGAUGAGCCACGUUCGGCCAAAUACACCUACCAGGUGGCCAAUGCACUCAACUAUUGCCAUCUCAACAAUGUCAUACAUCGCGAUCUGAAGCCAGAAAAUAUCCUUCUAACUGGCACUGAUGAUUUAAAGCUGGCGGACUUUGGUUGGUCCGCUCAUACGCCCAACAAUAAACGUAAGACGCUUUGCGGAACCUUGGACUAUCUGCCGCCUGAAAUGGUGGAUGGCAUGGCUUAUGAUGACUCUGUGGAUCAGUGGUGCUUGGGUAUAUUAUGCUACGAGUUUCUAGUGGGCAGUCCACCCUUUGAAUCCAACACCACCGAGAACACCUAUGAUAAAAUCAGGCGCGUCAAUAUACACUAUCCAUCUCACUUGUCAGCUGGCUCAAAGGAACUCAUCUCUGGCUUACUGCGUCGCCAGAAUCAAGGUAGGAUCAGCCUGGUGGAUGUUAUGACGCAUCCAUGGGUUAAGGAUGGGAUGAUUAAGCGUGCCGCACAGCUUGAACAGCGCAACCUCGAGAGGGGCAAAGAAAACUUGGCAAAGAAUUGAUUCAAAUAAUUUUGUUCUUUAAAUGUUCUAUUUUAAAUUAUAUUAAUAAACGUGUUAAGAAGUAAUAGAACUAG